Molecule: messenger RNA, 1772 nt
Organism: Syngnathus typhle (broad-nosed pipefish)
Lineage: Eukaryota; Metazoa; Chordata; Actinopteri; Syngnathiformes; Syngnathidae
Gene: gpr143
Product: G protein-coupled receptor 143
Exons: 9
Coding region: 1-1251 (416 amino acids)
Biological process (GO): G protein-coupled receptor signaling pathway; regulation of calcium-mediated signaling; melanosome organization
Cellular component (GO): plasma membrane; melanosome membrane
Molecular function (GO): L-DOPA receptor activity; dopamine binding; L-tyrosine binding
Source: RefSeq, a predicted model, not a curated record
AUGGCGUCACCGCGGCUGGAGACGUUCUGCUGCGCAAAUCGGGACGCGGCCACCGAGCUGGUGGUCACCUUCCAGCCGCUCUUGUUCGGAAUCGUGACAGCGGCCAGCGCGGUCGUCAGCGUGCUUUUCACCGUGCUGCAGAUUCUGCCCAAGAGAAAAGGCUACAGGAGGCUCGGCCAGUAUCCGCUGCCCAGACCCGCGUCUUCAUCACGGAUACUCUUCAUCAUCAGCGUGUGUGACAUUUUGGGAUGCACAGGCAUCAUUUUGAGGUCCUCUCUUUGGGUGGGCCUGCCCAACACGGUGGAACAGAUCUCCGAGGCCAACAGUACAGAAACUUGGCCGGACGUCUUCUGUAUCGGCAGCGCAAUGUGGAUCCAGUUGUUCUACAGCGCUUCGUUCUGGUGGACUUUUUGUUACGCCAUCGACGUCUUCCUGGUGGUCAAAACGUCUGCAGGAAUCAGCACCAUUAUCCUGUACCACAUGAUCACAUGGGGUCUGGCUUUGCUGCUUCUUAUCGAGGGUGUAGCCAUGCUCUACUAUCCUUCCAUUUCAAACUGUGAACAAGGCUUCCAGCACGCCAUCCCUCACUACGUCACCACGUAUGCGCCCAUGCUCUUAGUCCUAGUGGCCAACCCAAUCUUCUUCCACCGGACCACAUCUGCAGUGACAUCGUUGCUAAAAGGACGUCAAGGGAUCUACACAGAAAAUGAGCGGCGGCUAGCCAGCGCCAUAAAGAUACGCUUCUUUAAAAUUAUGCUGGUGUUCUUUAUUUGCUGGAGUCCCAACAUUAUCAACGAGAGCCUUCUCUUCUACCUGGAGAUGCAGGGGAACAUCGACGACAGCAGCCUCAGGAAUACCAGAAAUGCUACCUUGAUCACAUGGUUCAUCAUGGGAAUCUUGAACCCCAUGCAGGCCUUCCUCAACACAUUGGCCUUCCACGGCUGGACGGGCUUCGACGUGGACCUGAGCCCGCAGGGGAGGAGAGAGCUGGCCUGGGAGUCAGCCUCCACGUCAGUGGCCAAUGCGGGGGGACACAACUCCAUGGUGGGCACGGCCCUGCUCUACCAGAGCCACGUGCAGGAGGCCAAGAAAAACAUGAACGGCAACGGGCAGCCGCAGUCCGACGCCAUCAGCGUCCUCUCAGAAGGUUCAGAAUCUAGCACAGUUGAAAUCCACAUAUCCAGCGAGCUACCAGACUAUGCCGAUAUAGAUGCUGAUGAGGAAUCCUUGGGGACGUCAGGGAAGCACUAGCCAACGUCACAUCGCACUUAACUACAGCUGGUAAAAAGAAAGAACAAAAAAACAGUAGAUCUCCUUCGUCUCUGUAACACAUUUUCUCAUUCACUUGUGGCUUCUAGUGACCUAGAGAACGGUAAACGUUUGUGCUUGGCGACUCACAGUUAAGUCUUUUCUGCUCAAUAAGUUAUUUUAUUUUAUUUAGCAUCAUGGCUGUAUUCUACCAAUUGUGUGUUUUUUUUAGCUUUUAUUCUUAUAAAGUAGUAAACAUGUUUCUUACAUUGCUAGUGAUUGAGGUGUGUUGUGCAAGGGCAUGGUCAAGGUGUAAUGAGACUAGGCCGUUUAUUGUUGAUGGGAAAAUGAAGCUUCAAAUUUGCUUCAUGAAACAGUUGUUUUUUGAUUGCUCAAAAUGGCACUCUGUUCAACAUCGGACUGACUUGCCAUUUCCUUAACCCUUUUACUAAAUUUUAAUUUUUUUAUUACAAAUAAAAAUGUUAAUUUUUUCCAAAUAAAGGAGGAAUCAGUUUCACAAACCA